This is a messenger RNA of Prunus armeniaca (apricot), 603 nucleotides long. Lineage: Eukaryota; Viridiplantae; Streptophyta; Magnoliopsida; Rosales; Rosaceae. The record is from the annotation of a GenBank genome assembly.
AUGGGCCGCAAGAAGAUUGAUAUCAAGAAAAUACAGAACACAAGCUCCCUCCAGGUCACGUUUUCCAAGCGACGAACCGGCCUUUUCAGGAAGGCCAGCCAACUCGGUGCACUCUGCGGCGCUGAGGUGGCCAUCCUCGUCUUUUCUCCCCACGGCAGGCCGUUUGUCUUCGGCCACCCCUCCGUGGACUCCGUCAUCUCCCGCCUUGCAGGCACAAGCGCCAGCGCUGAGUGCAAGCAUGCAAGUGGUGAUGACGAGGAGACGCAAAGUAGUAUAGUCCAGUCCAAUCCGGCCCACUCUGGUACAACUUACGAAACAAGUCCAGAUAAAGAAAGCCUUUGCCUGCGAUUGCGAGUUGGUGGCGGCGGAAGCAUGGGACUAGUGAAGGAGGAGACACACGAGGUGGCGGAGGCGUGUAGCGGAGGCCGUGGGUUUUGGUGGGACCAGCCGACUGAGAAGAUGAAAUUGCAUGAACUCAAGCAGUUCAAGACAUCCCUAGAAGAUCUGAGGGCUAAGGUGGGCAUGCAGUUGGAUGAGAUGGCGAGGCGUAAAUUGGCUGCGAGGGAUUUUCUGGGUGUAUAUCGUAAUGGCAGCUGUGGUUAA